Messenger RNA from Rhincodon typus (whale shark), 1608 nucleotides. RefSeq lists its product as uncharacterized. Bases 76 to 1080 code for a protein of 334 amino acids. The transcript has 3 exons. Lineage: Eukaryota; Metazoa; Chordata; Chondrichthyes; Orectolobiformes; Rhincodontidae. The record is from RefSeq and is a predicted model, not a curated record.
AUAGUCAAUGUGGUACUGUUAUUCAAGGAGGGAGCAAGGGUCCACCACUCACUUCAGUCAGGAAGAAGAGCAGCAAUGAGCGAACAGUUUUCUCCUGAGCACCAUGAAAGCUCUUUCCAAGGUACGGCACUGCCCCACUUUGUAAAGAGUGUCUCGUCGCUCCUGCUUAUGCUUCGGAUCAGUGUCCGGGUUGGAUUCAGGGAUCUGGAGGAAAAGGACAUGGUCAGAUUCAAGGAGGAGCUGGAGGUUGCUGACAGAGAGGCUCAGAAAGCAGCAACAGCAGCUGAGGCCCUGGGCGAUGUGAUAGAUGGUCACUGUGAGAAGCUGACCAUGCAGUACGGCCAGGUGAGUGGUGACAGGAAGAAGCUGGCUACCAAUCUGCUGGAGAACCAGACCAAGCUACGCUCGCUGGAGACCGACAGGGAGCUGAUCCAGGGCCGACUGCAAGCUGGCAAGACUUCCCUGAGACAAGCUGAGGACACACUGAGAGCAGCAAGAGCCAAGGCUGGCGAGAAACAAACUGGCAGAGAUGUUGGCAUCGGACUGAGCUUCCUCCUGCCCUGUGUGGGUAUCCCAAUGGCCGUGGCCUUUGAGAAGGAACGGCAGUUCCGGAAAUCAGAGGUUGAUGUAGCCUCUGAUGACCGGUCAUCGCUGAAAUCUAGCAUCAGCCAGGAUGAGGAGCUGCUGAAGAAGAUCAACAACCAAGUGCCUGAGCUCUACAAUGAUAUCAAUGGAGUGACGGAGAGAUUGGAGGAGAGCAAGGCAGCUGAGCUGACCCUGAAGGAGAGCCGCGUGGAACUUGCCAAGCUCCAAGCCAGGAUGAGGAACUGCUGCCAGUAUCUGUGCACCUACCAGGGGAAAGUGAAUGCUCUGAAGACCCAGAGUCAGCACAUGUACAACAUGAGCCCAUUGCUGACAUUCUUGGAGGAAGCUGCUGGCCAAGCUCAGCAAGUACCAGACAAUGAGCAACUCUUCAACCACAUCCAGGUUCACAAAUUGGUUGGGGAUCUGAAAACAUUGAUCCCCAAAGUAAAGGAUCUCCUGCUGUCCCAGGACAGCGCUGAGGACUACAUGAAGUAACUAGUCCAUUCCAGACAUUAGGGCUAGAGCUCUAUGUUAAUGCAGACAGCAAUCUGUAGUCUCAUCUUAACUUUCUAAACAACUUGCAGGUCAUGAAAACCACAGGGAUUUAAAAGGGGUGUCUGUAAAGCCUAGUUGCUUAGUUAAUGCCCUUACUUGAGAAAAUCUUGCUGAUGGGUCUGUUUAACAAUCACAUUUUUGAGUGAAUAAUUCUUUAUCAUUGAGGUAUUCCAAUAGAAAAGUGGAGGACCUCAAACAUUCAGAACUUCCAAUGGCUGUUUCAAACCUUGUACUCCUAUCCUUCAAUCUUUACUCACUGACUAAUAUUCCCUUUGUGUGCAGGUGUUGGAUUUGGGACUGAACUCAAUAAAAAGCUGUUCUCUGUCUCUCCUGGGUACAUUGUAUAAUCAGCCUCAUCAUCCAGUAUGUGCUUUCUGUAAAGGCGGCAGUCUAUAUAUCAAUCAGGGCCAAUUCCCUGGUUACUGAUUGUUUUAAACAUUGCAAUAAAUAAAGAUUGAUUGAUUAUUC